This is a messenger RNA of Motacilla alba alba, 4085 nucleotides long. It is a transcript of the gene THOP1, whose product is annotated as thimet oligopeptidase 1. NCBI's taxonomy places the organism in Eukaryota, Metazoa, Chordata, Aves, Passeriformes, Motacillidae. Gene Ontology annotation, molecular function: metalloendopeptidase activity. The transcript is spliced from 13 exons. The record is from RefSeq and is a predicted model, not a curated record. The coding region runs from base 145 to 2199 and encodes 684 amino acids. Gene Ontology annotation, cellular component: mitochondrial intermembrane space. Gene Ontology annotation, biological process: proteolysis; peptide metabolic process.
GCCCGGUCCUCCAGGCUCCCAGCAUGCCCCGCUCUCCCGCCCGCCUCUCCGGUCGGGGCACAUGCUCGGUGCGUGGGGCCGGCCCGGUUUCCUCCCGGCCUCGUCAGCAGCGCGGGGCCUCCCGGCACCCCCGGCACCCCCGACAUGGCCCCCCCGACAGGGAAUGUCGUGGACAGCCAGGCCCCGCGGCCCCUGGCCUGCCAGCUGCGCUGGGACCUGACGGCCGAGCAGAUCGAGGCCAUGGCCGCCGAGCUGACCGAGAGCACCAAGCUCGUGUACGACCGCGUGGGAGCCCAGGAGCGCGGGGAGGUCUCCUACGAGAACACGCUGAAGGCUCUGGCCGACGUGGAGGUGGAAUACACAGUCCGUAGGAACAUGCUGGAUUUCCCCCAGCACGUGUCCCCCUGCAAGGCCAUCCGCGCCGCCAGCACCGAGGCCGACAAGAAGCUCUCGGAGUUCGACGUGGAGAUGAGCAUGAGGCAGGACGUGUACCAGAGGAUCGUGUGGCUCCAGGAGAAAGCAGAGAGUGCUUCCCUGAAGCCUGAGGCAAAGAGGUACCUGGAGAGGCUGAUCAAGCUGGGAAAAAGGAAUGGGCUCCACCUCCCCGAGGAGACACAGGAGAAAAUCAAAGCUAUCAAGAAGAAGCUGAGCGUGCUGUGCAUCGACUUCAACAAGAACCUCAACGAGGACACCACCUUCCUGCCCUUCUCCAGGGAGGAACUGGGGGGGCUCCCUGAGGAUUUCCUGAACUCCCUGGAGAAGACAGAGGAUGGGAAGCUGAAGGUCACCCUGAAGUACCCACACUACUUCCCCCUGCUGAAGAAGUGCUACGUGCCCGAGACCAGGAGGAAGGUGGAGGAGAUGUUCAACUCCAGGUGCAAAGAGGAGAACUGCCUGAUCCUGAAGGAGCUGGUGGACCUGAGGGCUCAGAAGGCCAAUCUGCUGGGCUUCAGCACCCACGCCGACUUUGUGCUGGAGAUGAACAUGGCCAAGAGCAGCCGGACGGUGGCCACGUUCCUGGAUGAGCUGGCCCAGAAGCUGAAGCCCCUGGGGGAGAAGGAGCGGGCCGUGAUCCUGGACCUGAAGAAGAAGGAGUGCGAGAAGCGCGGGCUGGAGUUCGACAACCGCAUCAACGCCUGGGACAUGCGCUACUACAUGAACCAGGUGGAGGAGACCAAGUACAGCGUGGACCAGAACCUGCUCAAGGAGUAUUUCCCCAUGCAGGUGGUCACCACGGGCCUCCUGGCCAUCUACCAGGAGCUGCUGGGCCUCACCUUCCACCUGGAGGAGAAGGCUCAGGUGUGGCACGAGGACGUGCAGCUCUACACGGUGAAGGACGCGUCCUCCGGGGAGACCAUCGGCAAGUUCUACCUGGACCUGUACCCACGGGAGGGGAAGUACGGGCACGCCGCCUGCUUCGGCCUCCAGCCCGGCUGCCUCCUGCCGGACUCCAGCCGCCAAAUCUCGGUGGCCGCCAUGGUGGCCAAUUUCACCAAGCCCACGCCGGACGCCCCGUCCCUGCUGCAGCACGACGAGGUGGAGACCUAUUUCCACGAAUUUGGCCACGUCAUGCACCAGCUGUGCUCUCAGGCGGAGUUUGCCAUGUUCAGCGGGACGCACGUGGAGCGGGACUUCGUGGAGGCCCCGUCCCAGAUGUUGGAGAACUGGGUGUGGGAGAAGGAGCCGCUGCUGCGCAUGUCCAGGCACUACAAGACGGGGAGCCCCAUCCCGGAUGAGCUGCUGGAGAAGCUCAUUAAAUCCCGGCAGGCAAACACAGGGCUCUUCAACCUGCGCCAGAUCGUCCUGGCCAAGGUGGACCAGGCUCUGCACACCCAGACCAAGGCUGACCCCGUGGAGGUGUUUGCCCAGCUCUGCGAGGAGGUGCUGGGUGUCCCUGCCACCCCAGGUACGAACAUGCCGGCCACCUUCGGCCACCUGGCCGGGGGCUACGACGCGCAGUACUACGGCUACCUGUGGAGCGAGGUGUUCUCCAUGGACAUGUUCCACACCCGCUUCAAGCAGGAGGGAAUCAUGAACUGCAAGGUGGGCAUGGAUUACAGGAAGUGCAUCCUGCAUCCCGGCGGCUCCGUGGACGCGGCGGACAUGCUGAGGAGGUUCCUGGGCCGGGAGCCCAAGCAGGAUGCUUUCCUGGCCAGCAAGGGACUGAAGGUGGAGAGCAACUCGGUGCCUUCGGCCUGAGGUGCCGCUCGGCCCUGGCAGGGGGGGAAGCUCCUGCCCACGCACCUGCCCUCGCCUGGUUCCUGUCACCAAACACCCCCGGGCCCCCCCUGCCUGGAGCUGCCCUCCAGGGUCCCGCUCCGAGCCCCUCCUGGGCUCUGGGAGCUGGGAUCAGCCCCGGGCUGGGGCUCUGUGGUGGCACAGAGGUGACCUGCCCUUGUCACCCCGGGGCUGUGGGUCGCCCCCGCCAACUGGCUGAACUUUGAACCUGAGUUCUGCACAAGGGUGAGUUUUGGCCUCAUUUGGAGCCGGGGAGGAGGGGGAGAGGAGUUCCCAAACUUGAAUCUUUGUUUUUAAAUCCCUUCUCUUUUAAGAAGCCUCGUUGCUGUUGUUGUCACCAGGACAGGGACAGUCCCUCUCUCCCCACCUUCGGGCAGCUCUUGGCUGUGCAGUAAAGAUGGGGAGAUCCCAGAGCUCAAAACCCACAGGGAAUUGACUGGAGCAUCCUGCCCUGAGCCCCUCAGGGACCUUCCUGCCUGGCAGGGGGACAGAGGUGGCCGGUGCAGGUGUUCCAGAGCAGGGGGUUUGGGGACGUGGCCUCUGUGUGCUGCCAGAUGUCCCAAGGCCACCUCAGGGUCAUCCUGGGGCCACCGCAGGCCAGCCAGGGGCUCAGGCUGUGGCAGCUGAGGGUGUUGCUGUUGCUGUCAGCUCCGAGCCGGGCUGGGGCAGGGGAGGGUUGUGUUUAUGGCUGAAAACACCGAGCUGACAGCUUCAAACAACGACACAAAUGCCGGGAUAAAAAUAUCCCGUGGGCUCCGUGCCAGGCCUUGAGCUGCCGGCGGGGCUGCGGCGCCACGGGGAGGGACAGCAGCCAGCCCGGGCUGUGCCACCUGCCCCGGGCUGUCCCCAGCGUGCCCCGGGCUGUCCCCAGCGUGCCCCGGGCCCCUGCGUGGCACAGGGUGUCGUGGCACGAGGCUCCCGACCCCGAGGGCAAAGGCUGCGAUUGCUCCCGGCUUGGGAAGGGUCUGGGGUGCCUUCCUGGGGGGCUGAGGAGCCUCGGGGCGAGCUGGGAUUUGUGUCCCACCCCUUCCAGCCCUGUGUGAGGCCAUCUGAGGGCUGUGGGAUCCACCCCUGCCACUCUGCCCUGGUUUGGGGACACGAGUGCCAGCCCGAGUGCCCCAGCUCACUGCCACCAUCCCAGCACUGCAGGCUGCUCCCUGUUCCCUGUCCUUUGUCACCAGCUCUGGUGCUGGGACGAGGCUCCCCCCAGCGCAGACAAAGUCGUUGCUGUCACCUCCCUGCCCCAGGCCCCGCUGGUGACACGGGGAGGCCGGUGACAGCCCCUGGCCCGUCCCUUCUGACGGUGACACGCCGGGCGCGGCUCCUUGGUGCUUGCUGGGGCCACCUCGAGCAUCUUGUCCUUGUCCCCUCCUCUCCUGUGGGAGGCACGGCCGGGCGGUGCCGGCCCCUGGGUGUUUUUAGUGUCCCGUUUUACCGAGCUUUCGGCGUUUUCUCCGACUCUUCUCUCCAGCCAGAGAGAGAAGUGAAGCUGACCAGGGAAACCACGCACUUUCCUCCCUCCUUCCCAGCCCACAGCUCCCUCUGUCCCCUCCCCAGUGUCCCCACUGCCCCGUGGGGGUGACCUGGCACCUCUCCAGUCCCAGGAGCAGCACCGGGACGUGGAGCUGCACCUCCCCAUCCCCAUCCCCAUCCCAGGCUGGCAGGGAAGAGAGCUCCUUUUUAUUUUGGGGUUUGGAAUCGGGGUUGUUUUUUCCUGUUAACAGUUUGCAGGGCAGUCUGGUGUGUGUGUGUGCGCGCCGUUCGUACCGGUCACGUCCCGCCCCCGCUUGUUUCCAUGACUGGAUUUUAGACGGUUCCCAACACUAAUAAAGGUUUUCCUCCGCGGA